CAGCCUCCCGUACAAUGAUGAAGCAGCACGGCAGCAGCCACCGUCGGCUUUGAAAAGGGCGGAGUGGAGAAAGGAAUCGCUGAGCUCCUCCAUCCAACUGCUUCCACCACAGAUUCCACAAGCCACACUGCCUUCCACGCCAGAGAUUCGCAGCCAUGUCCGACGAGCUCAAGCGCGGGAUCGCGGGCGCCGCCGCCGUCGCCGCCUCCCACCCGGCGCCCUACGCGACGCGGGCCCCGGCCGACGCCGACCGCAGGCUCGCCGCCUCCGCCACCGCCGCGCUCGGCUCCCCGCCGCCGGCCGCCGCGUCGCCCACGGCGCACAAGAUCACGCUCAAGAGCGCCGACAUGAAGGAGGAGAUGCAGAAGGAGGCGUUCGACAUCUCCCGCGUCGCGUUUGAGAAGCACACCAUGGAGAAGGACAUCGCGGAGUACAUCAAGAAGGAGUUCGACAAGAACCACGGCCCCACCUGGCACUGCAUCGUCGGCCGCAACUUCGGUUCCUACGUGACGCACGAGACGAACUACUUUGUGUAUUUCUACAUUGAUUCUAAAGCUGUCUUGCUAUUUAAGUCUGGGUGAUGGGCGCAGCUGAUCCCUUCUCCCCCUGGCGUCAAUCUCCUGUGUGCCCCUCUUUCAUCCGCGUCUGCAACUGAACUGGAAAAUCAGAAAUUUGGAAACGACUCCAUGUUGGUGUGAAAUCUUAGAUCGUGUCUUUGUUUUGCUUUGUUUCAGCUAGGUGUUGUUGACGUUGUCUCAUUGUAAUAUUGCCACAAAAUCGGGCGAGAAGUCAUCGUCCACAAUGUACGAAAAACUGUCUGAUCUACUGACUUGCCAAGUGUCCUGGCCUCGUGGGAUGGUCAAAUUCAGAAUUUGCAUUUUGCUCGUAUA
This is a messenger RNA of Triticum urartu, 890 nucleotides long. RefSeq names its product Dynein light chain type 1 family protein. Gene Ontology annotation, molecular function: dynein intermediate chain binding. NCBI's taxonomy places the organism in Eukaryota, Viridiplantae, Streptophyta, Magnoliopsida, Poales, Poaceae. Gene Ontology annotation, biological process: microtubule-based process. Gene Ontology annotation, cellular component: cytoplasmic dynein complex. The record is from RefSeq and is a predicted model, not a curated record.